UAUGUAACCAUAAUCUAAAUAGUCAUCAAAGGAGGAUGAAUAAUGUUAAGUGGAAGAUCAUAUAUUAAAAAGGUUUGAAUUGUAGGAAUUCAAAGGGAAAGGAGCUUAUGGUGUAGUAUGGAAAGCAGUAGAUCGCAAAACAAAAUAGAUAGUAGCUUUAAAGAAAGUAUUGCAUAAAUAGGAUGUAGAUUUUUGAUGCAUUUCACAAUGCAACUGAUUCAUAAAGAACAUUCAGAGAGGUGAUAUUUUUAGAACAACUAAAAAACCAUGAUAACAUAAUAAAAUUGACAUCUGUAAUAAAGGCAGAGAACAACAAAGAUUUAUAUAUGGUAUUUGAUUAUAUGGAGACAGAUUUGCACAAGGUAUGAGUAUAUAAUAAAGUAAUAGGUUAUAAGGGCAAAUAUUUUGGAGCCGAUUCACAAGAAAUAUAUUGUUUAUCAAGUGUUGAAGGGUUUGAAAUAUAUACAUACUGGAGAAGUGAUACAUAGAGAUUUGAAGCCAUCAAAUUUACUGAUAAAUUCAGAAUGUAAAGUAAAGGUAGCAGAUUUUGGACUGGCAAGAAGUGUGGCAAUGCCAGAUGAUAAUAUAAAUCCAAUAUUAACAGAAUAUGUAGCAACUAGAUGGUAUAGAGCACCUGAGAUAUUGUUGGGAUCUCAAUAUUAUUCUAAAGCAGUGGAUAUGUGGAGUUUAGGAUGCAUAGUAGGAGAGAUGAUUGUAGGAAAGGCUAUAUUUCCGGGGACUUCAACUUUGAAUUAGAUUGAGAGGAUAAUUGAGCUUUGUGGGAGACCAAAGCCUGAUGAUUUAGAAGCAAUAUAAGCUCCUUUGGCAGAACAAGUGUUAUAAAGCAUAUCCACUUAGAAGAAGAAGAGUUUUGGUUAAUAUUUCUCGGCUGCUUCAGAAGAUGCAAUUGAUUUUCUAAAGUAAAUUUUAGAAUAUUUAUAAAUAUUACAGAAAAACCCUGGUUUAUAAUCCAACUAAAAGGAUGACAGUAGAACAGGCAUUAGAACAUCGCUAUAUUAAAGAGUUUAAAAAUACUGAAGAGGAAUCUAAAAGAGGUAUUUAAUUGUUAAUUGAAUGAAUUUAGAUGCUCCUCUUGAAACUUUCAUGGAUGAUAAUCACAAGUAUUCCAUUAAGGAGUAUUAGAAUACUUUGUAUAAUCUUAUAGUUUAAAACAAGAGGAUAGAACACAAAUCAUAAAUCAUGAGGAAUUCCAAUAAUGGAAGUGUUAAUUUAAGUGUUGACAAAUCCACAUCUCCAACUAAGAAGGAGUCUUCUAUAAUUAAAAAGGAACCAGAAAAUAAUAAUAUAGAUAAAGAGUUUCAACAUCCUGGUCGUGCUUUACAUCAGAAAUCUUAAUCUUAUUCUUAAGGGUAACUUAUGGUUAGGAAAACCACUUCAUAAGAAGAUAUUUAAUAUUAGGUCUCGACCCAUUAAAGUCCUACUUAUAAGAAAUAAUAAUAGAUGUUUCCUAUGGUUGAUUCUAACAGUCCCAUUAAUAAAGCCAAUAGAAAGUCUUCUUUAGAUAAAAAAUUGCAGAGUAAUUUGACUGCAGCCAUGUAAGCUACUCUGUCUCAAUAAUAAUUCUCAAGAAAAGGAUCAUAAGGCUCUAUAUCCAAAACUACUGUUUUCAAUAAGUCAAUGACAAGUACACAAUAUAGCUCCUUGUUUCAGAAAAAAAAAUGAACUUAUAUAUUAAAUAUCUACAUACC
Molecule: messenger RNA, 1709 nt
Organism: Paramecium sonneborni
Lineage: Eukaryota; Ciliophora; Oligohymenophorea; Peniculida; Parameciidae
Source: the annotation of a GenBank genome assembly